This is a messenger RNA of Cylas formicarius (sweet potato weevil), 3252 nucleotides long. RefSeq lists its product as uncharacterized. The coding region runs from base 10 to 3252 and encodes 1080 amino acids. The transcript is spliced from 18 exons. The record is from RefSeq and is a predicted model, not a curated record. Lineage: Eukaryota; Metazoa; Arthropoda; Insecta; Coleoptera; Brentidae.
UAUUUCAAAAUGAAAGUCUUACUUUUCUACUCGCUGAGCUUGCUCGGUCUAGCGAGAGCUGCCUUGGUAACUACCCAGCAUGGGCAAUUGCAAGGGUUUAGGUUUAGCGGCCCCGACGAUCCUCCGGUCUACGCCUAUCUGGGAAUACCCUACGGCGUAGCACCAAUAGGUGACCUCAGGUUUCAGGAAACUCAAAUAUUGGACAAAUGGGAUGGAGUUUUGAACGCUACAACCGAAGGCAGCUACUGCAUUAGUACCGAUUUUUUCAGUCAACAGGACAAGCAGAGCGAAGACUGUCUGUUUCUUAAUAUAUACAGCCCGUCCGAGAACCUUUCGGCGAACUAUCCCGUGAUGGCUUACAUCCACGGGGGUAAUUACAUCAACGGUAACGCAGGCCCGGCCUUCUUCGACCCGAGCCCCAUAGUAGCCGACGACGUGAUAGUCGCCAUUUUUCAAUACCGCGUGGGUCCGUACGGAUUUCUCUCCACCAAGGAUCUCGUGAUACCGGGCAACGCGGGCCUGAAAGACCAAGUCCUCGCCCUGCGUUGGAUCAAGGAGAACAUCGCAGCGUUCGGAGGCGACCCGGAGAAAAUCACCCUUUUCGGGGAGAGCGCAGGGGGGAGCUCCGCCGGGCUCCACGUCCUCAGUAAAAAAUCAACUGGGUUGUUCAGGGCAGUAAUGGCCCAAAGCGGGUCCGCACUCACGCCGUUCUCGAUACACAGACAUCCGAGAGAGUUCGCUUACCGGCUAGCUAACCAGAUUGACAGCAGUAUAUCCGAGGACACUCACAAUAGUUCCCAACUCGCCGCCUUCCUGGGGAACCAGUCCCCGGGUGACAUCAUAAACGCUUCUCUGGCGCUGACCUCGCUCUUCGAAAAACAAGACAUUACCCUGAAACCGACGAUAGAGGUGGAACAUGACGGGGCUUUCUUGUCCGAGAAUCCCUACGAUCUGCUGAUCAGCGGAGAUUUCUACCAAGUACCAUACUUCUCGGGAAUCACUUCAGAGGAGUCGCUGUUUUUCUUGGGCACUUUGGACAGUAUCAAGGCCGAAGCGGACAGGCUGGACAACGAGGAGGGAUACAUCUACCCCUACGAUUUCGAGCCUAGAAACGCGUCGGAUGAAAACGAAAUAGUGGAUUUUAUACGCGGAAUGUACCUCAACGGCAGCUCCAAUUUCAGCGACGAGUUGUACUCGGUAAUCAAGUAUAAAAGCGACGACCUGAUCAGCCGGGGCGUAAUCAAACAUGCGGAGUUGGCGUCUGCAUUCGUGGACGUGUACUUCUAUCAGUUCUCGUACAACGGAAACCUCAGCAGGACCCACGUCGACCUACCUGGUGCUGAAGGAAAAGCCGUACACAGCGACGAACUCGGUUACCUGUUCAACCGGCAAUUUUUCAGCGAUCGUAUCCCGACCGAAACCGACCUGCUGGUAAAAAGCAGGAUGGUCAGGCUAUGGACCAACUUUGCUAAAUUCCUAAACCCCACUCCCGAAGACGACGAAUUGCUGCAGAACUUGAGGUGGCCGACGGCGCAACCAGGCGACCUGCAGUACCUCAACAUCAACGCGACGUUGGAAGUUGACUCGAAUCCCAAAGGCGACACGUAUCCCCAGUGGAAUUUCGUCUAUGACAGCUGGAACACGAGAGCAGCCCUGGUCACAACCCAACACGGUCAAUUGCAAGGGUUUAGGUUUAGCGGCCCCGACGAUCCUCUCGUCUACGCCUAUUUGGGGAUACCCUAUGGAGUGCCACCAAUUGGGGAACUCAGGUUCCAGGAGACUCAAAUAUUGGAUAAAUGGGAGGGAGUUUUGAACGCCACAACGGAAGGCAAGUACUGCAUAGGCGACGAUUACGCCAGGCAGCCAGAAAAGCAGGGCGAAGACUGCCUGUUUCUAAACGUAUACAGCCCUUCCGAAAACAUCUCGGGUAACUACCCCAUCAUGGCUUACAUUCAUGGCGGCAGAUACGUCAACGGCAACGCGGGACCAGCAGCCUUCGACCCGAGCCCCAUGGUGGCGGAAGGUGUGAUCGUCGCCAUUUUCCAAUACCGCAUGGGUCCUUACGGAUUUCUGUCCACCAAAGACCUCGUAGUACCGGGCAAUGCGGGCCUGAAGGACCAAGUCCUCGCCCUUCGUUGGAUCAAGGACAACAUCGCCGCGUUUGGUGGUGAUCCGGAACAAAUCACCAUUUUCGGGGAGAGUGCGGGGGGAAGCGCCUGCGGACUCCACGUGGUCAGCAAAAAAUCUGCCGGUUUGUUCAGGGCUGCGAUAUGUCAAAGCGCGUCAGCGCUUACGCCAUUUUCGAUACACAGGCACCCGAAGGAGUACGCUUAUCAGCUGGCAAAUCUGAUCGAUGAGAGCGUAUCGGAGGAGAAUCACGACAGCUCCCAACUGGCAGAGUUCCUGGGAGAUCAGUCGCCCGCCACCAUCAUAAACGCCUCUCUGGUACUGAACAAGAUCCUGGAAAAGGAAGACAACUACCUAGCGCCGACGAUAGAGGUGGAACACGACAGUGCUUUCUUGUAUCAGAGUCCCUACGAACUCCUGAGCAAUGGCGACUUCAAUCGGGUACCGUACCUCGCGGGACACACAUCGGAAGAAUCAUUGUUUUUCAUGUUCACUUUCGAUAUCAUCAGGGCGGAAGCGAAAAAGCUGGACAACGAGACGGGGUACAUUUACCCUUACGACUUUGAGCCCAGAAACAAGUCGGACGAGGCAGAAAUCAUCCAAUAUAUUCGCGACAUGUACCUAAACGAUAGUUCCAGCUUUAGCGAUGACUUGUACGCGGUGAUCAAGGGCGCCAGGUCCCAGACUUUUUGCAGCUACAUUUCUACCGUAUUCUCAUGCUCAAUACGUGGACGUGUACUUCUAUAUCAGUUUUCCUACAACGGAAACCCCAGUCGAUCGCAUCUGAAUAUACCUGGUGCUGAAGGACAAGCGGAGCACAGUGACGAACUGGGUUACCUAUUCAAUCGCCAAUUCUUGAGCGCACGAAUCCCUACCGACAACGACCUGCUUGUAAAAAGCAGGAUGGUCAGGCUAUGGACGAAUUUUGCGAAAUUUCUAGACCCGACCCCAGAAGAUGACGACCUUCUCCAGAACUUGAAGUGGCCCAAAGCACAAGCGGGGGACCUGCUGUACCUCAACAUCAACGCGACAUUGGAAGUUGACUCGAAUCCCAAAGGAGAAACGUAUUCCAAGUGGAACACCGUGUAUAACAACUGGAACACGUUACCUCUUACGACUUUCUAA